This is a messenger RNA of Fusarium fujikuroi IMI 58289, 1950 nucleotides long. Its product is annotated as related to amidase family protein. The transcript has a single exon. The record is from RefSeq and is a predicted model, not a curated record. NCBI's taxonomy places the organism in Eukaryota, Fungi, Ascomycota, Sordariomycetes, Hypocreales, Nectriaceae. Bases 1 to 1950 code for a protein of 649 amino acids.
AUGAAUCCCAAGCACGCUCUUGCAAUGCUUUGGUCCACGGCCAUUGCAGCCCUCACGGUUUCCAACUCUUCAUCCUCUUCCAUUCUCUUGGAUAACCAAGACCAAAUCUUCUCAGCCGAUGACUCGCAGUAUCUCGCGGUCACGUCUGAUAUCCUUUCUUCCGUUUCAUACUCCUCAGAUCCUGCCCAAGGACCUGUCACCUACAUCUCGGGUCUGCUCUCCAGCACUACAGCUGAUGAACUUGAAGACGUUAUCAAGAGCUCACUGGAGCAAGAUGAUGUUUUCACCGAAGCUUUCCUCGGAACUGUCCUUGUCAGUGCGGGCGAUGAAGGAGAUAUUGACUCUUCUGUCGUGAGCUACUUCAGUAGCCUCAACGCAACUGUCAUCUAUGGAGGUGAGGAUGGCCCGAGCCUCUGCGGCAACUCUACCUUGACUCCAUGCCCCAUGUUUGGCCUUGCAGACGGUGAUAGCCUCCGUUUGAGCAAAGUCUUCCGCUUGUAUGUCGAUACCUACAGAACAUUUAUGGUUGGCACAUACGAUGCGGGAGAUGGCUAUCGCACUUUGCCUUAUUCCAACUCAGAAUGGGGCGCCCCGUCUAUCCCUGUCCCCUCGAGACUGUACAGCAUCGAAGAUGACAGACCUCUCGCUGGAAAGCGCAUUGGAGUCAAGGAUAUAUACGAUCUAGAGGGCAUACAAACGACAGCUGGUAGCUUAGCGUACGCCUCCCUUCAUUCAAAGGCCGAUACAACAGCCCCAGCUCUCCAGCGCAUCAUUGACCAGGGCGGAGUCGUGGUCGGAAAGCAGAAGACAGCCCAGUUCGCCUCACCUCAGAGCCCUUGGGACUGGAACGACGCGUUCUACCCUCGCAAUCCUCGUGGCGAUACGUUUCUGACCUGCUCCGCAUCCUCUGCUGGAAGUGCCUGCUCCAUCGCUGCGUACGACUGGCUUGACUUUGCUGUUGGUACUGACACUGGCAAAUCUAUCAGAGAGCCCGCUGCCGUUGCUGGCAUUUUCGGUAACAGGCCUUCUCAGGGAAUGAUUUCCAUGGAUAACAUCGUCACCAAUGCAUUCAACACAGAUACUGCUGGCGUCUUUGCACGCGAUCCUGUUGCUUGGGCCAAGUUCGCAAAGGCCUGGUACGAUCCUUCGCUUCAUCAAGACACGUCGAUCAACGGACUGCCUGCGCUGUCAGUUCCUGAUGCCCAGACAUUCCCCAAGCGUCUCCUCUAUCCUGUGGACCAUCUUCCGAUGCAGAACCCUGCUGCUGAAGCUAUCCUACAGAAGUUCCUGGAUGAUGUAGCAGAUGCUGUUGGUGUCACUGUCGACAAGAUCAACUUGACGCAGACCAUCGAGGAGACCUUGGACCGCCCGCUGCAGGGCAUGCUUGACGAUCUCACCGUCCUCUGGACCCACGAUCUGAUCACAGAGACGGCCGAGCCACUGAUUUCCAAUUAUAGCCCUGGGUUCCCUCCCAUUGACGAGCCUUACCGAUCAUUUUUCCGCAAUGCAGUGGCAGACGACAGCAGCUACAAGUCUGCCAUGGCAAACCGCACUCGUGAUGCAGCUCUUUGGCACAAACAAGUACUCUUCUCGACAAACAGCUCCUGCUCCGAGUCCAUCCUUCUCUACGACAUCGGUACCGGUGGUCUUCCGUCUUUUCGUGAGAAAGACCUCAAUGACUCACCAGGAGCUGCAUCUCCUGUCGAUCCCCGAGGUCCCAAAGCGGUAUCGACCAUUUCAUCUUACUUUGGAGACGUCGAUAUCACCGUUCCCAUUGGCCAAGUUAGCUACCAGAGCAACGUCACGUUCCAGGAGGAGGUCAUGCCAGUUACUGUUAACAUGAUUGCCAAGAGAGGAUGCGACUUUGUUCUGUUCAACCUGAUAAAUAAGCUGGUUUCCAAAGGCGUAUUGAGCUCUGUGGAUACAGGAAGGCAGGCUUUCCAGGAAUAA